Messenger RNA from Aspergillus versicolor CBS 583.65, 2709 nucleotides. RefSeq names its product putative cell polarity protein. Bases 1 to 2709 code for a protein of 902 amino acids. The record is from RefSeq and is a predicted model, not a curated record. Gene Ontology annotation, cellular component: cell cortex of growing cell tip; actomyosin contractile ring. The transcript has 3 exons. NCBI's taxonomy places the organism in Eukaryota, Fungi, Ascomycota, Eurotiomycetes, Eurotiales, Aspergillaceae. Gene Ontology annotation, molecular function: MAP kinase scaffold activity.
AUGUCGCCCGUCUCCGUAGACGGAAGUGACUGGUCGGGCCUUAAUCAAUAUCAGAAGUCGGAUGCGCCUUUCUCGCCGACCUUCUCGAAUCGCAGCAAUCUGGCGACACCUCCUACCUCUGGCGUGCCGAAUCCACCCAAUAGUGCCGGUCUUCCAAAUGGGUCGUCGUCUUCACAGUUGAGUGAUUCGGGAAACCCAUCUCCGCCCAACUCCGUUGCUGCGCGAUCUAGUGAUGGCACCUUGGGAGACAACCGCAGCAGACGGCAACGGCAGGUCGAGGAGAUUCUAGCCCAGCAUUAUUCCGCCUUAAGAAGGUUCCUCUUUUCAAGUUAUCGGGACGACCGAGGCAAAAAGUCAAGCAAAGCCCAGGAUAAACUUCUCCGGCUCUCGCCCACUCAAUUUCAUGAACUCAGCACAGAUGUCUACGACGAGCUACUCCGGCGGCAGCAGGCUAUGCCAUCUCCCAGCCGGCCGCCUCGCCCUGAGGUUCCCGCAUUUCUUCCUCCGCGAAACGAUUUCCACGAAAAGCGCAAUCAAGCGCGUCAAAAGCUUGCCUCGCUUCAACAUCAGCGCUUUAGGGACCUCGCUGCCGAUGUCUUCCAUGAACUAGAGCGGCGAUUCCCGCAGUUCCCCGAGAAAGAGUCUCGCCGAGCUAGCCCUGCGCCCAGCAUGCGUGGCCGUCCACCACCAAAUGGGUAUGGCCCUGGGGGUUACCCUCCACCCCCGGGCGCUCGGCGCUCCCAGUCACGGGGCCCGCCCCGAAUGGGGAGGGGUUACCCCUCUGGUGGUCCUCCUGGGAGUCCCAUGUAUCCUCCUCGGAAGAUGUCUCUUAGUAGCACAACUUCUGGCAUGAAUGGGGAAGGACCAAUGCCCAAAUCCUUUCAAAGUAAUACCAUUGUCCCCAAUAAAAGUACCAUGGUGGAAGAUGAUGAUGAUGCCGCUGGCACCGAAGACGACUACGAUUCACGAAGUGAUGCAUUUGCUCUGGAUUCAUUCCUACGCAGUAGACGUGGCACUGCAACAACGAUCGGCGAGGGUGAUAGGAAAAUGCUGGCUGAUACACAAUCACAAGUAUCAACACUGCAGGACAAGGUCAGCAAACUCGAAGAGUUACUCAAAACCAAAGACGAGGAAAUUGCCAAAUCUCAGGGAGGCCGCGAGGAAGUUAAUAAACUUGAGGACCUGCUUAAAGCGAAAGAGGAGGAGAUCACGAGGUACCAGGAAGAUCAAGAUAAAUCACAGAUAAGCAACGCUGAACGGCAGGAAUGGGAUGAUAUCAAGUAUGAGCUUGAGAACAAAAUCCAUAAGGCAGAAGACCUGAACAACUCGUUGCAGUUUGAACUUGAAAAGGUUCGAGCAGAACACGCGGCGAUGGAAGGCUCAAGACAAGAAGGCGGAGAUUCUGAACUGCAGGCUCAGUUCGCCGGCCUUGAGGUUAAACACCAGAAGCUACAAACCGAGCUGCGCGAACAACAACAAUUGACUGCGGAAGUUCGGCGGGAAGCCGCAGGUUUCUUGAUGGAGAUGAGGGAGCUGUCGGAGCAGAGUCACUCAAGGUUGGAGCAUGAGGAACAAUUAUCCCAUCAAGUCCAUAAACUGGAAGAGGAAAUCCAAUUCUGGAGGGAACGCCACGCGAAAGCAAAGGCACAACUUCGGCACCUCCGCGCAUCCACUGCUGGCAUCUCAGAGCUUCGUACCGAUGUCAACACCGUGGCCAAAAACAACGAAUUCCUGCAAGAUGAUGGACUUAUCAAAGACGUCCAUAUCACAAAGUUCCAGAUAUCUGUCGAUGAACUCCUUCGCAUUGCGCGAACUGAUGGCCACCAACAUGUUAUGCCCCAAGUUAAUCCUGUUGUGAAAGCUAUCCGCGGUAUUUUGCAAGAUAUCCAGCUCGCUCAACAUUCUGAAUCUGCCGAAUACACGAAAACUACGCGCAAAGUGUCUGCAACUGCGAAUAAUCUAAUAACUGCCGCGAAAAAUUUCGCCAGCUCAGGUGGUCUCUCUCCGAUUUCCCUUCUGGAUGCGGCUGCUUCUCACUUAUCGACUGCCGUUAUUGAACUCAUCCGCAUAGCCAAAAUCAGGCCUACGCCAACAGAUGAGCUGAAUGACGAUUAUGAGGAGCAGUUUGCACAAUUGAGAUCGCCAGACUACUUCAGUGUUGCGCCCAGUCAUAGCAGGUUGAGCCACAACUCUGUUUAUAGCGCCAUAAGCGCUCCACCAGAGUCAGAAAGCCAACCCAACGGCGUGGGUAUGAAACCCGAUUACCAGGUGGAACAAGAAAACCAUGAGCUUCAGGAACUGAAGUACUACGUGGAGGACCAAGCCGACGGAUUAGUCCAAUCGAUUCAAUCCCUGGUGGCUAGCAUCCGUGGCGAGGAAAGCAUGACUACUGUCCGUACCCAUGUCUCGGCUAUCGCCUCGAUAGUCACGAAUGUGUCAUCAUCAACAGAGCACCUUAUUAGUCGACCGGACACAAGCCCGGUUCUUCGACAACGUGCUGGCACUAGCAUUGAAACUCUCGAAUACCAAAGAAGCCGCCUCGUUGGCGCAGCCGCGGAGGGCGAAGGAGCAGCCGAUCUUGGGCAGCUCCGUGCAGCCGCCAAUCAAUUGCCACCUAUUGCCUUUGAAAUUGCACGCGAGACAAAGGAACUUGUCCAACGGUUGGAUUCGACGGACCACGGUGAUGCCGAAAACGACGACUUCCGGUAG